GGACAUAGGGGGUGGCCGAAGGUAUAUGGUCGCCUUUAGCACGUCGUUGAGCUCCCAGCCUAAAAUUUGAUCUUCAAAUUUGCUUAGUUUUAGCUUAUGAAUAAUGGUGAUGGUGGUUUUUGCGUAAAUCUCUUUCUCUCUGUCUCUACUCCGCCGUUCUCAGAUCCAGGUGAUCUGAGCCCGUCGACACGGUCGCCGCCGUUUCGUUCCGAUGUCGGUAGCGAUCAGUGAGAGAUGGAGAAUCUAAUCUCUCUAGUGAACAAAAUCCAGAGGGCUUGCACGACUCUCGGCAACCACGGCGAAGCCAGCGCGUUGCCUACUCUUUGGGACUCUCUCCCAGCGAUCGCCGUCGUUGGUGGCCAGGAAUUGUUACUCAGCAUCCUCUUGUGUUGCAACUUCAUAAGAUUUCUGAAGGCAACAGAGAAUAUGCCGAGUUUCUCCAUCUCCCAAGAAAAAGAUUUACUGAUUUUGAUGUUGAUUAUAUCUGUGAGGCACCACUCCUCUAGUGUUCCAAUUCAUCUUAGCAUCUAUUCUCCCAACGUUGUCAACUUGACCCUUAUUGAUCUUCCCGGGCUUACAAAAGUAGCAGUUGGCUCUUCAUCCUCUCAUGGAAUCCCCACUGCAAUUGGAUCAAGAAGAGUAGGGUCUCCCCAGAUGCUCCAAGAUGCGGUUUUAGCUCCAAAGUCGUUAAUGCCUUUAAAGAGGAGAAUGUGAGUUUUAGCUCCUUUGACAUCUCAACUGAUGAGGAAGUUAGACAGGAGCUGAAAGUCUUUUCAAACUGGCCAACCUUUCCACAGCUUUAUUACAAAGGGGAGCUCAUAGUGUUCCGAUGCUAUGAUAUGGAUUUCCGAUAUAAUUAAUGUUUCAUACUCCAAAUUUUGAUAAAUCUUAGCUACCAAUUAGUUUUGCUGCUUGGUUCUUUUUGUCGUAGCUUAUGUAGUUAUGGAUAUAUAUGUUUGCAAGAACUAUUCCUUUCUGAAAUGAUAUAUCAAUGUGUGUAUUUACGUGUGUGUGUGGAUAUGAAUGUGUGUAUUUUGAAAUGAUAUUUUCAUUUGCUCUUUUUUCUUGU
This is a messenger RNA of Morus notabilis, 1069 nucleotides long. RefSeq names its product dynamin-related protein 1A. The transcript has 5 exons. The record is from RefSeq and is a predicted model, not a curated record. Lineage: Eukaryota; Viridiplantae; Streptophyta; Magnoliopsida; Rosales; Moraceae. Gene Ontology annotation, cellular component: microtubule; cytoplasm; plasma membrane. Gene Ontology annotation, molecular function: GTP binding; GTPase activity; microtubule binding. Gene Ontology annotation, biological process: receptor-mediated endocytosis. The coding region runs from base 235 to 714 and encodes 159 amino acids.